AUGACAAGAUCGGAUGUGGUAAUCAUCGGAGCUGGAUUCUCCGGGAUCUGCAUGGCUAUCAAGCUGCUCGAGGCCGGCAUACGCGAUAUCGUCAUCAUCGAAAAGAGUGCAGGAUUCGGAGGAACGUGGAAAGACAACAUAUACCCCGGAUGUUGCUGCGACAUUUUGUCACAUCUGUACUCGUAUUCCUUUGCACAGAACCCUUACUGGUCUAGAGCAUAUCCAGAACAGAAAGAGAUCCUUAGCUACAUUCAAGACGUCGCCCAGAAGUAUGGCCUGUACAAAUUCGUACGCUUCAGCUCAGAAGUCACGGCCGGAGAAUGGAACUCCGAAUCUCAUGAGUGGAACGUCGGCAUCAAUGUCCUAGCUGGAAAAGAGGCUGAGUUCUGCUCGAAAUACACCAUCAAGGCGAAAUUCCUGAUCGCGGGAGUUGGUCAGCUGAACGAGCCAUUCUGGCCCAAAAUCAGCGGCCAGGAUGGCUUCCAGGGCAAGGUCAUGCAUUCUGCUCGCUGGGACUGGAGCUAUGACUUUCGUGGCAAGCAUGUCGGCAUAAUCGGCAAUGGAGCUACCGCUGUUCAAAUCGCACCUGAAGUCGCAAAGGUUGCUUCUCAUUUAACCGUCUUUCAACGAUCACCCAAUUGGUUAAUGCCAAGAUUCGAUGCGGAAAUUCCAAGGUGGAAGAGGAUCCUGUUCGAUCAUGUGCCUGCAGUUCUCAGUCGGGUAAGGGCUGAGAUAAUGAAUGCUCGCGAAUCCUACUAUCAAGCUGUCAAUCACGCCGAUUCCUCCGACUCUUUUACCAUGACCGCGACCUGUAAACAGCACAUGCAGACCCAGCUGCCUGAUCGCCCGGAUCUGUGGGAGAAGUUAACGCCAAACUAUCCGCCGGGCUGUAAACGCAUUCUGCUCAGCGAUGAUUACUAUCCUACAUUACGACUUCCGCAUGUUAGCCUCGAGACGCAACAUAUCGACAGAAUGACGGAUAGUGGCGUCGUUGUGAGAGAUGGAUCACAAGAGAAAGAUAUUGAUCUUGACCUUGUCGUCUUUGCGACCGGAUUUCAAGCCAGGAACUUCCUGCACGGGAUUAACGUGCAAGGCGUGGGUGGCCAGACUUUGAAGUCCAAGUGGGAAAACGGCGCAUCUGCUCUCUACGGUGUCACGGUAGAUGGCCUGCCAAACUUUGGAAUGUUGUAUGGGCCCAACACGAAUCUGGGCCACAACUCUAUCAUUCUCAUGAUUGAAGCUCAAGCCAGAUAUCUCGUUCCAUUGGUGACAAGAGUCUUGAAGAGCAGAGCCCGAGGGGGUCAGCUAUCUGUCAUGCCCAAAGCACUGAGGGUCCAAGAAUGGAACAAAGACCUGCAGAGCAGUCUAGGAAGUUCUACCUUUGCUGACGCCAGGUGCAGUAGUUGGUAUAAGACUGACAGUGGAGUUGUCACCAACAAUUGGAGCGGGACUGUGGUGCAGUACCAGGAAUUGUUGUCCAAGGUUGACUGGUCGGACUAUGAGCUUCAGGGAGACGGGAUGGAGAAUCUUCCGACUGGCAAGGAGCGGAUUGGUCGUGUCGUGGAGGAGACGCUGCUUAGUACGAAGCAACUUGUUUCGGUGACAGCUUUGGCGGGGUUGGCAGCAGCAGUCUCUGUCUAUCAUCAUCGUCGGGGUUCUUUGCUGAAACACAUUCUGUAG
Fusarium tjaetaba is the source of this 1680-nucleotide messenger RNA. RefSeq names its product 4-hydroxyacetophenone monooxygenase. The coding region runs from base 1 to 1680 and encodes 559 amino acids. Gene Ontology annotation, molecular function: N,N-dimethylaniline monooxygenase activity; NADP binding; flavin adenine dinucleotide binding. Lineage: Eukaryota; Fungi; Ascomycota; Sordariomycetes; Hypocreales; Nectriaceae. The transcript has 5 exons. The record is from RefSeq and is a predicted model, not a curated record.